UGGUGUGCUGUGUGUGUGUUUGUGUUGCAGUGUGGAAGGUGAUGCUCCAGGCAGUGAGGUGGGCGCCUCUGUGGACCCCAGCGGCGGCUACAGUUGCGUCCCAGUGACCCACAGUGGCGGGCUCGGCCCCGGCCACUUGGACAACCAGUUCUACGGUCACAUCUUGCUGCCCGGCCACCCACGGCCACGCCGACCAAAGCUCCAGCACUCCCAGUCCAUCCUCCGCAAGCAGGCAGAGGAGGAGGCCAUCAAGCGCUCCCGUUCACUGUCAGAGAGCUAUGAACUCUCAUCAGACCUACAGGACAAGCAGGUGGAGAUGCUAGAGCGGAAAUAUGGUGGCCGUUUUAUAACCCGACAUGCAGCUCGCACCAUUCAGACAGCCUUCCGCCAGUACCAGAUGAACAAGAACUUUGAACGUCUUAGAAGUUCUAUGUCUGAGAACCGUAUGUCCAGACGGAUAGUCCUAUCCAAUAUGAGAAUGCAGUUUUCCUUCGAAGGACCUGAAAAAGUCCACAGCUCCUACUUCGAGGGAAAGCAAGUCUCACUAACAGAUGAUGGCACCAAAAUUGGCACACUGAUGCAGUCAGAGCAUGGUGAGGAGAUGGGGGUACAGGCUAAGACCCCCACAACACAGAGUGACUUCACAGAUGCUAUCACAGAACUAGAAGAUGCCUUCUCCAGGCAGGUCAAAUCUCUAGCUGAGUCCAUAGAUGACGCUCUAAACUGUCGCAGCCUUCACGGUGACGAUAGCCAGUCAGAGCCAGUUAGAGGGCACCAGGAUUUAGAUAGGCAGGUCAGCUGCCCAGUUAAACCCUCUCACAGCGCAGAACACCGAAAACUGGACGAAAUGACGGCGUCUUACAGUGAUGUCACCCUUUACAUCGAUGAAGAGGAGCUGUCACCACCCCUGCCUCUGUCUCAGUCUGUAGACCGACCCUCCAGCACAGAAUCAGACUUGCGUCAGCGUUCCCUCAACUCCUCCCAGGACUACUGGUCUCUGGCCCAUAAGGAUGAGAAAGGGGACACGGACACCAGCUGCCGCAGCACACCAUCCCUGGAGUGCCAAGAGCAGCGUCUGCGGGUAGACCACCUACCCUUACUGACCAUUGAGCCCCCCAGCGACAGCUCUGUAGAGCUGAGUGAUCGUUCUGACCGCAGCUCUUUGAAGAGACAAAACGCCUACGACCGGACCCUCACCAACCAGCAGAGCAGCCCCAAACACAUCAGCCAUGGCCUGCCACCCCGAGGGCCUUCCAGAGAAGAUGACGGCACCCGCCAUCGGCCACGACAACUGGAGGCCCAUCUGGCCAUCAAUGGCACUGCAAACCGCCAGAGCAAAUCGGAGUCCGAUUUCUCUGAUGGUGACAACGACAGCAUCAACAGUACAUCGAACUCCAACGACACCAUCAACUGCAGCUCCGAGUCCUCAUCCAGAGACAGCCUGAGGGAGCAUACGCUCAGCAAGCAAACGUACCACAAAGAGACUCGCAACAGCUGGGACUCGCCUGCAUUCAGCAAUGAUAUCAUCCGUAAAAGGCACUACCGCAUUGGACUAAACCUCUUCAACAAGAAACCAGAAAAAGGCAUCCAGUAUCUGAUUGAGCGAAACUUUGUUCCAGACACUCCGGUGGGUGUGGCCCACUUCCUGCUCCAGAGGAAGGGCUUGAGUAGACAGAUGAUUGGAGAGUUCCUGGGUAACAGACAGAAACAGUUCAACCGAGAUGUCCUUGACUGUGUGGUGGAUGAAAUGGACUUCUCAAGUAUGGAACUGGAUGAGGCACUCAGGAAAUUCCAGGCCCACAUCAGAGUCCAAGGAGAGGCACAGAAAGUUGAGCGGCUGAUAGAGGCCUACAGCCAACGCUACUGCAUCUGCAACCCUGGUGUGGUACGCCAGUUCAGGAACCCGGACACCAUCUUCAUUCUGGCCUUCGCCAUCAUCCUUCUCAACACUGACAUGUACAGCCCCAACGUCAAGCCUGAAAGGAAGAUGAAGCUGGAGGACUUUGUUAAGAACCUUCGAGGAGUGGAUGAUGGGGAGGAUAUCCCCCGAGAGAUGCUGGUAGGGAUAUAUGAACGGAUUCGAAAGCGGGAGCUCAAGACUAAUGAAGACCAUGUGUCCCAGGUUCAGAAAGUGGAGAAACUUAUUGUUGGUAAAAAGCCGAUUGGCUCUUUACACCAUGGUCUGGGCUGCGUACUAUCUCUUCCCCAUCGGAGGCUGGUCUGUUACUGCAGGCUUUUUGAAGUGCCUGACCCCAACAAACCACAAAAGUUGGGUCUGCACCAAAGGGAAAUCUUCCUCUUUAAUGACCUACUAGUGGUUACCAAAAUUUUCCAGAAGAAAAAGAACUCUGUGACGUACAGCUUUCGGCAGUCCUUCUCACUUUAUGGCAUGCAAGUGCUGCUCUUUGAGAAUCAGUUUUAUCCCAAUGGAGUUCGACUGACCUCGGCCAUUCCUGGAGCUGACAUCAAAGUCCUCAUCAACUUCAAUGCUCCCAACCCUCAGGACCGCAAAAAGUUUACUGACGAUUUGCGUGAAUCUAUCGCUGAAGUCCAAGAGAUGGAGAAGUACCGAAUAGAAUCUGAGCUAGAAAAACAGAAAGGGGUGGUGAGGCCCAGCAUGUCCCAGAGUUCGGGGUUAAAGAAGGAAACGGGCAACGGCAACCUGACCCGAGCGAGCCUCGACGACAGCUAUGCCAUCGGUGAAGGUUUAAAGAGGAGCGCCCUCAGCAGCUCCCUGCGUGACCUCUCAGACGCAGGCAAGCGUGGGAGACGCAGCAGUGCAGGAUCACUAGACAGCAAUAUGGAAGGGUCCAUCAUUAGCAGUCCUCACAUGCGGCGGAGAACUCCCUCAAGCCGAGACUGCCCAUCCCGCCACAGCGGCCAGUCUCUGCCCAACUCCUCCUCACUGCUGGGGACUCUUUUUGGCACCAGGCGGGUGAAGUCUCCCAGCCCUACCCCUCAGACCCCACACCCUACCCUCAUCUCCCACACCCCGCACCCUUCCAACCUGCACCACACGGCCCGGGUGGAGACGGACACACCCGUCGGCAUGCACCACGCCCAGUUCUGCCACGUGACCCAGAACCCCCCGCCUUACCACCACCACCACCACUACCACCCGCCGGCCCACUUGCAGCACCCGCCGCACCAGUACCACCCGCCCCCCUCUCACGGGCAGCAGCCACCCUUCCCACCUCACUCUCACACGCAGCACGGCCACGGGAGCCACCCAACCCACUCGGCGCACUCCUCCCACUCGACGCACUCCUCCCACCACCACGGCCCGCCAUCGGCGCCCUCCCAGGCCCCCAGCAGCACCAAGCCCAAGCACAGCGGCAUCAGUACAGUGGUGUGAGGCGCAUGGGAGCCUCUCUGGGCUCUCUUGACUGAACUUUGAUUUUACUCCGACACUCUCGACUGACGAGACGGUCGCACUGUGCAUCACCGGUCUGCUUCUCCAAGAAAAUGUGAAGGCAGACGAGAUCCUGUGCCUCCUUCACAGCAUUUUCUCUUAGAGGGCAGUUUAUUCAACACAGUUCUUUUCCUGGUUGCUCAUUUCAGAUUAUAAUCCACGCCUCAGGAGCAACAGACAACAACGCAAGAGCAUGCACAAAGACCACACCUACUGUUUCUCCUCAGUCAAUUAAAGGAACAUGAUCAAAUAUCUCGCUUACUAGUACUUUACAGAAUAAGUAAAAUAGUAAUCUUGAUUUUAGUGUCUACAAAGUGAUUUAAACUAGUGUGAGGAUGGUUUGGCUGAACAGACAGACAGAUGAGACGAGACGGUCAGCCUCAGCAGUAGCCGUACGAAUAUUUAAUGUAGCGGUAGCUCACAGCUGCACUGUGAUAUCUCUGUUAGCAGUGAUAAAUGUGCCAAUUAUCGAAGCAUUUACUAAUUUAGUCACAGAAAUUGCUUUAUGUAUAUUGUGCAUAUAGUAUUUUGUAAAAUAAUAUCAACUGUUAUAAUUAUAAUUAUUAUUACAGGACAAAAUGGCAUCAGUUACAAAUCUCAGUAUUAUACUCGUACAUAGGUGGCGUAGUUUCACUGUUAAGAGACCAAUCAAAGCUUUUCAUUAGGCAAUGUAGUACGCUGGAAUACUAACGUAUAUGGUUGCCUUUGAGUUAGAACUCUGUUAAGAUUGCUGACGGCCCGCGUACACGUUCAUCCACCGCACUUGUCAGUUUUGCAGUUUGUUGUGUCUCCACAGCGACUUGCCGAGCAAACAUCUGAAUGUCCGCCCUUUCAGUACUAGCUGCUCGUCCGCCGUCAUUUUAUUUUUUUUAACUAUUUUUUCAGAGUCCAAGAAACAUUAUCAAAUGCUUUGUAUGUUGUGCUGCGACCUGGUAGGAUUCUACGGGCCCGACCCAUAGGAGGAGGACGUUUUUGAUGAUGUUUGCGGAAGUGGAAGGAAUCGGUGCGAACUGUGCAGAAGGGAAAACGGCAACCAUGACUGUUCAAGUGUCUCUCCUGACGUGGAAGCUCUCAGCUGGCUGAGUGUGCCCCCUGUCCCUCUUUUUGGUUUUUGCGUCUCUUGAGCGUCGAGUGCUGUUUACUCUCUCUCUCUCCGUCUGACUUUUUUUCUCCCUCAGAGCGACGCGGACGCCACAGUCUAAAAAAAAAUUUAAAAAAUCAAUAAUUAUCAUCCUGCGACGGUGAUGACACUCAUGCUUCACUCACCACAAAUGACUGUUUUAUAUCAAUCAUCAUUCUAGACAUAUUAUGGGAUGGCGGCUGGUUAUACCUCCCGGCUAUCCUGUGCACAGUAUCUGUGGUGUGUGUGUGUGUGUGUGUGUGUGUGUGUGUGUGUGUGUGUGUGUGUGUGUGUGUGUGUGUGUGUAGAGUGGAGGCAAUGGGCUGGUGUGCUGGAGCAUAUUCUGCUGCGGGGGUGCAGCGAUAGACACAGCACUUGUUCUACAUAGCUGAUAUCAGUGGCAGAAAUUAGUCUGUAUCUGCUUAAAGACUAUGAGAUGGAUUUUUUUUUUUUUUUACUUGUAUGUGCAAUAUGUAUUUACUUUUUUGUCCAACAGCAUUUGCAAUCUGGUGUUUAUUCUGUUUUGUUUAGGUCUGUUAGGUUUGUCUUUUUUUUCUCCCCCUUCAACAUCCUCUGUCAUUUCUUCCUCAAUAUUUCAGUGAAGUGCAAGUAUCCACAUGGAUUUGGAGCGAUUGGACCUUUCACACUGAUAAAGAAUGUCAAAGAAUAAUAAUUGCAUGUAACAACGUAUUUUAAGGCUAUUUUCUAACUAUCCUUGUAUUCCCAAACUAUUACCAGUGUUACAGUUGACAGUUGUUGAAAAUGAAUGGUAGAAUAGCUUUGACUUCUUCAAUUACAGCUAACUGAAGUCACCCAUGUAUUUGUGUCACUCCAAAAGGAUGAAUCUGUAUCUUUCCUGAUCCACAUACAUAUUAGUUUAUCGGAUCUUACGUGAAGCUGGAUGUUGAGAGGAAAGGUCUCGGCCAAUAAAAAAAUGGUGUGAUAAUGAAUAGACAGCAAUGAGAAUAACGAAUGGAACUCUAUCUCCAUAUUUAUCAUGUAUCUGUCAAUGGCUCACACAUUACUGUUGUCAAGUUCAGUAGAUCAGUAUUCUUAAAUACAUCUUUCCCAAGGUUCCAGUUUUCAAGGUACCACUUUUUAAUAAAACACCUUUUAUAAAGAGUUUAUCAAUUAUAACUAAUAGCUUAAGUAAGGGUCACUAAAUAGUUUGCUAAUGCUUGAUGUAAAAAGCCACCAAUAUGAACAUUGGAGUUGCCAAGUUCUGAAAAUCUCCAAGGCAACAAAUGUUAGUUGAUUGGUUCUAAAUGGUAUGUAGUCAUUAAAGUGUAUUUCCAAUAAUCCAUCAAGUCUGCAGUUGUAAAGCUGGUGGCGAUAACGCUCAAAGAAGCAUAUCAAUGUGCUUGUAAAGGCAGUAAAGAAGAAGAGUGCAAUACCGGUCAAUACUCGCUUGCUUUGGAAAUGUUCUAAGAGAAAAUGCCUUCAGUGUAUUUGACAUUUUGGUGAGAAACACAAGAAGUAAACAUGACUUUUGUUUGUUUCCAAGAGAAAACUACACAGGGUAACUUUAAUUGAAAUUGAAACACUUCUAUGGAAUAAAAAUGUACCCUCUGGGAAAAGCAGCAUAGCAUAGGUACGGUUUCACACAGCAAAUGCCAUGUGUUUACUGAGUGUGGCUGUUUAGGUUGUCCUCUAAAAAUACAUUGUAUACCAAGAACAGAUGUGUCAGGAUCUUUGUGGCUUUCCACCUCUACUAAACAGUCUACUGUGGGAAACCAUGCUAGGAGAGGAACACCAUCUAAAUGGAAUGUUCACAACCUUGCAACCCAAUUGUUCUAAUCAAGGAUUUAUAAGUGAGCCAUAAAGUAUUACUUAAGUAUUUAGUAACCAUUAAUGAAGCCAUUAGUUACCACCUGUGAAUCAUUUAUAAAGAAUGCCUUAUUAGAAAGUGGUACCAACAUGGGUCUCAUGAUCCAGGCUCUAUGUACAGUAGGGUACUCUAAAAUCUAAUAUUUGGCUCUGGUAUGUUAAAAUAUGCAGCACCUACAGCAUUUAAUCCAGCAUAGUUUAUGUUUUGCGGAGUCAGGAAAGUGCCAAAAUUACAUGGUCAUAGCAUUUCAAAUCAGUUUUAUACCAAGUAGAUUGGGGACCAGAUUGAAUUGACCCACCAUUACCCCGCAUUUGACCAAUCACAACCUCUCUCUUCAGACCAAAGUCUGAUCAUCACUAUCUAAUUGUUUUGGAAUAAUGUGAAAGAAAGCAGCCAAGAAGUCAGCUAGCUUUAUUGAAUAUUGAUGGUUCUUCAUAUUAUGUCUAAUAAAGUGUUUUCAAGUCACCACUCUCCAGUUCCUUCAGAAGACUGAUCUAUUAUAUAAAACCUGUCCAGAUUCUGUGUGAGGUGCUUUGUUGCAUGCCAUUGAUGCCUACCGUUUCUUUUUUUUUCUUUUUUUUUUCUAAGUGUUAUUUUUUCGAGCGGCAGGCUUGAAUAGACCCUAAAAAGUUCAGUGUAGCUUUGAUUUCUCUGAUUGAUGCUUGUUUACAUUUACAUGAUUUCUGGCCUGCUAGUGAGUCUCUUCAUUAUAAAGCUGUGUCAUUCUUCUCCAGCAUGCAUUUCACCUCUAUUUCUGUUGUACAGUAUAACGACAUAGCAGUUUACUGCUGAGUGUAAAUAGCAAAUCCAUCUGGGGAAAUCUAAUGUAAGUUCAUGAAGUAAAAAGGGUCUGAAAGGGAGGAAACAUUUCAAGCGUUGGUGGGUAGUAAACAGAGAGAAACAUAUGUAAAUAGUCUGUAAAUUAUUAUUAUUAAUUAUUAUUAUUAAUAUUACUACUACUACUACUACUCAAUGUCUGCAGUUACAUUGAAGGUGCAUUCCUGCUCCCCUCUAAUCUUUACAUAAUCAUCAAACUGCUUCUCUCUGCCUCGGACAGGACUGAAUUAUCAUAGGAUGUAGAGAUGAACAGCCAACUGUUACACAGUUAACAUGCUUCUGACUUAUUUCCUGAGAUGCUCCUGUUCUCUCACACUCACAGCCCACUUUUGAAGUCAAAGGGAAGGCAGGAGUGCUCUUAUUUUAUUAUGCAUUCUGUUUCUAAGUAGACAAAACCCUAUUGAUGUAAAACUUAGUACUGUGACGAUGUUGAGAACGCAUAAUAAAACGAUAUACUGUAAAACCUGA
This is a messenger RNA of Scomber scombrus (Atlantic mackerel), 7665 nucleotides long. RefSeq names its product IQ motif and Sec7 domain ArfGEF 1b (gene iqsec1b). Gene Ontology annotation, biological process: actin cytoskeleton organization; regulation of ARF protein signal transduction. The transcript is spliced from 13 exons. NCBI's taxonomy places the organism in Eukaryota, Metazoa, Chordata, Actinopteri, Scombriformes, Scombridae. The coding region runs from base 317 to 3355 and encodes 1012 amino acids. Gene Ontology annotation, molecular function: guanyl-nucleotide exchange factor activity; protein binding. The record is from RefSeq and is a predicted model, not a curated record.